CAGCCGCCGGCGCAAGCAUUAUCUACACAGCAGCUACAAGACGCGCAACGGGAAGGAGGCCGCCAUGAACUAUAUACUCGUCUACUCGCUGUCUCUGCUGCUGUACCAAGGCCUCUGCACUGCCGAACAACACCGUCUUCGAUACUACCUCGACCUGCUCUCCAAGCCCGUCAACCGCCUCGACCUUUCCCAGAACACGGCUCGUCACGCUCGUCACGCCCGCCACGCCCGUCGCCAUCCACGCCAUGGCUCCCACCGCCGUCCAAUCGCCGCUUGACGCCCUUUCGUCCACAAACUCCUACCACAACCCUUCGCCCAAGGUCUUCCCCGACGGCGUCAAGACUGCCGGCCAAUUCGAUCCUCUGUACGACCAGCUCGCUCCCUACUCGGCUUUCCCCAAGGAGAUCACCGGUCCCACCGUAUGGCAGGCCGAAGAAUACAAGAACAACGCUGAGCGCUGGACACAUCCCUUCAGCGAAGACGAGAUUGCCGAAAUCUCAAAGGCUGCCGACGACUUCAUCGCCUCCAGCACCCCCUUGACGGGCAUCACAAAGGACAAGUUCCCCUUGCCAUCUGCCACGGGCCGCCUGCUGCACUCGCUGCGCCACGAGCUGCUCAAUGGCAAAGGCUUCAUCCUCUUCAAGGGCUUCCCUGUCGAGCAGUGGGGUCUACACAAGUCGGCCGUCGCCUACAUGGGCCUCGGCACAUACCUUGGCUACUUUGUCAGCCAGAACAGCCGCGGCCACGUCCUCGGCCACGUCAAAGAUGUCGGCGAGGACAGCACCCAGAUCGACAAGGUCCGCAUCUACCGCACAAACGCCCGCCAGUUCUUCCAUGCCGACGACAGCGACAUUGUCGGCCUUCUCUGCAUCGCCCGUGCUCUCGAAGGCGGCGAGUCGGAUCUAGUCUCCAGCCACGCCGUGUGGAACGCUCUGCAGAAGGAGAACCCCGAUGUGGCCGAGCUGCUCACCCAACCCAUCUGGUACUUCGACCGCAAGGGCGAGAAGUCGGUCGGCCAGCAGGACUGGAUCCGCACCUCCGUCUUCUACCUUGAGCCCAAGCCCAAUGGCCGCGUUUACUCAAAGUGGGACCCCUACUACGUCAAGUCUCUCACUCGCUUCAGCGACGCAGGCGCCAUCCCCCCUCUCUCGGCCGAACAGCUUCGCGCCGCUCAGAUCCUUGAAGACACCUGUGUGCGUCUGUCGCUUCACAUGAUCCUCGAGAUUGGCGACAUCCAGUUCCUGAGCAACGAACACGUCCUGCACGCCCGUACUGCCUACAAGGACCAUGCUCCUCCAUUGCCCAGACGACACCUGAUGAGACUCUGGCUCGCUACUCCGGAUACAGAGGGCGGCUGGACCUUGCCUUUCGAGGAUUCCUCCCACAGAAAGCGUGGCGGCAUCCAGGUCAACGACAAUCCUCCUGUCGCUCCCCUUGAUGCCGAGUAAUGCCCUUGAUGACCAAAUCGCGCAAAUUGUAUAUAUCCUCUGUCUUACAGAUCAAAAUUUAAUCGCUUCACCAUCUCUGUUUCUAAACAGACAUGCUCUUGACACUUCGAAUUCUAUGUUUACAUUCUUCGCUUGUAGCGGGACGUCUGGCCAUGUGGGAGCC
Molecule: messenger RNA, 1611 nt
Organism: Aureobasidium subglaciale EXF-2481
Lineage: Eukaryota; Fungi; Ascomycota; Dothideomycetes; Dothideales; Saccotheciaceae
Exons: 1
Coding region: 246-1448 (400 amino acids)
Molecular function (GO): oxidoreductase activity
Source: RefSeq, a predicted model, not a curated record